Messenger RNA from Lobosporangium transversale, 1623 nucleotides. RefSeq names its product rab-GTPase-TBC domain-containing protein. The annotation marks the transcript as partial. NCBI's taxonomy places the organism in Eukaryota, Fungi, Mortierellomycota, Mortierellomycetes, Mortierellales, Mortierellaceae. The record is from RefSeq and is a predicted model, not a curated record. The transcript has 5 exons.
AUGCUUGACGAUAUUCUAGAUAAUGCCUCGUCCGAGACGCUGUCCCAUGGUCUUGAGACCGGUCUUCACAGCCACAGCAGAAUCGGUGGUGUUACUUCCACUUCUUCUUUCCUCACCUCACCCUCUGCUGCGGUCAGCAGGGCUCGUUUGAAUAGCAAUACAACAUUGGGUUUCCUUCUUCCCCAACCCAAGGGCCAUUUCUCAAAGUUGAAGGCCGGUCGUUUGGAUCCUCUACCAUCCGGAACGACUGUGGAUCAGGAUUUGCUUCAAAAGUUGGAAGAACAGAAUAGUCUCCUGCCACCACAGGACUCGACCUCCUUUUUGUUGGCUCGCCUAGAACGUCAAAAUGGACUAUUAGAUACAGACCCAAAGUCGGUUUGUAUCGAGUCCAAUGUGCUCAAGGGCAAUCUCAACACUCUUCACAAGCUGAUUGCAGACUCAACGGCCACACUCAACAGCCCUAAUUCAGAGACGAUCGAUUGGGAGUUCUGGGGAAUGCUUGUUCAAGACUAUAAUGCAGUGGCCAGCAAGUUGCCACAUCUUUUGGCAGCUCGCGUGCGUCAGGGCUUACCAUCCAAACUCCGUGGAUUGAUCUGGCAAUCCAUGUCUCAGGCCUCAUCAACGUACCUCGAGACAAUGUAUACCCAGCUCCUGAAGGAGCAUUCGCCCUACGAGCGCAUCAUCCAGCGCGAUCUUGCAAGAACAUUCCCACAGAUUGAUAUGUUCAAGGAGGAGGGGGGCAAAGGACAGGAGAUGCUCGGCAAUAUCCUCAAAGCCUAUUCACUCUAUGAUCCACACAUGGACGAAAAAGAGGCUUUCUGUGUGUUUGUACGUCUGAUGGAGACAUAUGACAUGCGCACCAUGUUUACAUUGAACAUGGAGGGUCUUCAAUUGCGUCUCUAUCAAUUCUCGGCCUUGUUGUCAGAACAUCUACCAAUGUUGCAUGCCCACCUGUCAUUCCAUUCGAUCCAUGCAGCCAUGUAUGCAUCCCAGUGGUUCUUGUCCCUGUUUGCGUACACAUACCCAUUACAGUUAGUGCUUCGGAUCUAUGACGUUGUCUUCUCGGAGGGCGCACCAGAGACGAUCAUGAGAGUGGCAGUGGCAUUCUUGAAGAAGAAUGAGGAAAGGUUGAUGCAACUUCAAGAGUUUGAAGAUCUGUUGGAGGUGCUUUCGACGAAGCUGUAUGAUGUCUACGAAGAUAAUGCAGGCAGUGUUAUCAAGGAUGCGAUGGCUCUCUCGUCCGAGAUCUCGAAGGAUAAGCUCGAUGCUUUGGCUAUGGCCUACUUGGCUGAAUUAGAGGAUCAGCAGAAGCGUGCAGGCGAAGUGACCAGUAAAAGGUUUAGAGAUCGAUUUGGUGCCUCAAAGGCUGCUGCGGCACGUGGUGCUAGCCGUCUCUCGAUCGCAGCCUCGUUUGGAUCCUCUGUCAGCUUGACAUUCGACGAUGACGACUCGACUGGAGGCUCAAACGCACGGUCCGGUAAUGGUGGAAAUAGCGGUAACAACAGUCCAAAGGAAGCAAUGCUUCAUGAACAAAUCCAAGAUUUGGCCAAGGCCUUAUCAACGCUGCAGAGGGACCAUGCGGAGGUGACUGAAGCAGUAGUGACGGCCAAGAUGGAGAAGAUG